Messenger RNA from Malaya genurostris, 3854 nucleotides. It is a transcript of the gene pigs, whose product is annotated as GAS2-like protein pickled eggs. Gene Ontology annotation, molecular function: actin filament binding; microtubule binding; cytoskeletal adaptor activity. The record is from RefSeq and is a predicted model, not a curated record. NCBI's taxonomy places the organism in Eukaryota, Metazoa, Arthropoda, Insecta, Diptera, Culicidae. The transcript has 11 exons. Gene Ontology annotation, biological process: microtubule bundle formation; protein localization to microtubule plus-end; regulation of microtubule polymerization or depolymerization. Gene Ontology annotation, cellular component: cytoplasm; microtubule plus-end; actin filament. Bases 793 to 3360 code for a protein of 855 amino acids.
AGUAAAUGAUUAGAGCAGACCUUGGCGUCAGAGCUGUUAUCGAUAAUUUCAAAAUUAAUCAGCCGUCGGUAUCCGUGUAUGCAGGAACUGUCUGUUUUUAUAGAGUUGCAAUGCAAUAAUUGUAAACACAAUGUUUUUUUAGAAUAACAAAGAUUCAAUGGUGUAUCACAUUUCCAAUUGACCAUUUUUGCAUCGUUACUCAUAUAAAUAUCAAAACGUGUCUAGUGCGGAAGUGAAUAUUGGAUUUCGUCAUCCCAGUAUCAUAAAAUACACAAAGAAUGUAGCAGCCCGAAUGUGAAUCACAGUAAUUUUUCAAAAUUUAUUUUGAUAUCAAUUUAGAGGACAACCUCAGUGAAAAAAUAGGGUUUUUGCUACUUAUUGACAUCGCUACGUCUUAUCCACAUUUGAUUUAUAUGUUUGGUGACUCACAAAUUAUAUGAGUUAUAAAAAAUUAGCUAGUGAAAGCGAGAAUUGUUUACGAGAAAAGUUCUAAAAUUUCAACAGAUCGCUUCCAAAAAACCACUAAACUGAUAAUAGGCACUGAACAAGAACCAGGAGACUGCUACAUAACAGUUAGGAAAAUAAUUGAAUCAUGAAUAUCAAAUACGUGUAUAAUUGAAGCAUUGUUUUUCACUUUCCAUGCAUAGUGCGUUAUUUAGUGAUAUAUUAUAAAGCGUAAACAAUAUUCCAAGCAAUAUUAUUAUAGUUAUAAGAAUAGUGCCAUAUAAUCGUUUCGAAUUUAAUCUAAGGAAGUGUCCAUUUUUUUAUCCAUCCAUACUGAAAAAAGUAAACAUGUCUACUAUAUUGCUCGAAGCACGUUCGUAUCGACCAUUUAAAUCCAGCGAAGAAUAUCUUUAUGCGAUGCGCGAAGAUUUGGCAGAGUGGUUGAACACAAUGUAUCCUGAGUUGCGAGUCAAUGUAGACAAUUUCAUGGACCGUUUGGACACCGGUGUAGCACUAUGCAAGCAUGCAAACAAUGUUCGACAUGCGGCCGAAGAGUACUUAUUGCGAAAGCAGGCUCGUAGUAAGUCAAUGACGAAGUCGAUGACAUCCGGCUUAGCAGGACCAAUAUUAACCCUGGGUGAUGUUCAUUUCUUACCAGCUGCUAAGAGUGGAACAUUUUUUGCGAGAGAUAAUGUCUCGAAUUUUAUUGCAUGGUGCCGAAAAAGUUUACAAAUAUUUGAAUGUUUAUUAUUUGAAACUGAUGAUUUGAUAUUGCGGAAAAACGAGAAACACGUUAUUUUAUGUCUACUGGAAGUUGCUCGACGAGGUGCUAAAUUAGGCAUGCUGGCACCAAUGUUAGUACAAAUGGAGAGACAAAUCGAUCGCGAAAUCGCAGCUGAUAAUAGGGCUAAUGGUAUUGGUUGUGGAACACAAACCGAUUGUUAUAAACAGUCUGAAGAAGCAAGAACUGUCGGAGGACUUUUCGAUUCCGACAGUGAAGAUGAGGAUGACACAAACGAAACCAUGCUUAUGUAUGGGCCCCAACCUCAAAUUGUUACGAACGAUUUGAAAAGUUUAGAUGAAAUGGUUCGGGAUCUAGUUGAAAAAUGCACCUGCCCAUCGCAAUUUCCAAUGGUGCGUGUAUCAGAAGGCAAAUAUCGUAUAGGCGAUACCAAAGUUUUAAUAUUUGUACGGAUAUUACGUUCGCAUGUAAUGGUUCGAGUUGGUGGUGGCUGGGAUACACUCUCACAUUAUUUGGACAAACAUGACCCAUGCCGAUGCAAAGCACAGCAUCGGUCAACUGUUGCAGCUAGGUUAUUGACUAAAACAAAUAACUCGGCCUAUGGAAUAGAACUUCACAAGGCACAAGUUUUUUAUGACAGAUCGCCGUCACCAGUAUGCAAGUCUAAUGGAACUAGUACUCCUAAUAUGGAAAGCCUCGGUCUCGCUUUGUCACCACCAAGGCGUGCUCGAAGUCGUAGCCGGAGUCCUAGUGCUCAAUCUAAAAUUAAUCAUAAUGUGAUAAUUCCCGAAAAAAGUGGAUAUCUUGCUUCUCCGAAAUUAAUGCGUCGAUCAGUAUCACCUAGUCCUCGUUGUUCAGAUGUAAAGAAAAAAACAAAAUCACUGGAUUCGAGUCAUAAUAUUGUCCAGAGCACUGGAAAUAUUACUAGUCUUAAUGUGCAACAAGCAAAACUAUAUUUCGAGUGUAAUCAAGAAGAUUCCAACGUUCAUGAAGGAAAGACUGAGUCUGGGAGUGAUGACAAAUCAAAUAAGUACGAAAACGUCAGUGACAAUGGUAGUGAAAUCAGUGACGAGGGUUACCGCAGUUUAGGAGUAGUACAACCGAAUGUUGCUCAAACACAUCCACGUGUUUCGCUGUGCAGGCAAACAUCGAAUAAUGAAGCGGAAAGAAAUGUGCAUCACGAACAAAUGUCAACUGACUCACAAGUCGCAUCAACUGAUGAUAGCAGCUUCAAGGCUCACAAAGUAUAUUUAACUUCUACUUCGGACGAAAUAAUGCCGCGAUCCGAUGACAUGGAUAAGAUUUGCGAACUAUCUGAUAUUACUGACUCUGUAGAAGUAUUGAAUAGUGAAUUUGUGAAGUCCGGUAUUUUCAUAACCGAUGAUGGUAUUACGAUUGAUAUUGCAGGUAGCACUGGCUUGAAAAAAACAGGAUUUUCAGAAAACCUCUAUGAUUCUAGCACCACUGUUCAAUUAAAGGCUCCUAACAUUAGUAAAAUUCCCAUUUCUCCAUUACCGCUCAGACGUAAAAGUGUAGAAUAUCCGGCAAUGAUUACUAACGAGAAAGCACACUUGAAUCGGAAACUACCAACAUAUCGAUCCGUACGCAAAGUCAAUCCGACUUCAGAACAAAAAGAUAAUACUUGGAGUGGCCGAAACAUUAAGCAAAGAUCAACUAUAGCGGCCGAUACAUUUGAUUGCAAAAUUGGUUCUCCUGCGACAAUAUCUCGCCAUUCGCCAUCUAAAACGAAUCAGCAAGAUAAAAAUACUAAAAAAACGAAAACAGAAAAUAAUUCAGUAAAUACAUCACCGAAUAUAAACGAACCCACUUCAACUUUAGCACAACAAUUGAUGGAAGCUGCUUCCGGUGCCCAAAAUGACACCCAAAUCAUAGUCAAAGUUAAACAGUUACUCUCCAAAUAUUCCAUUGAUUCCUCGCAAACUAUACCAAGAAACGAGUUCGAAGAUUUCACUAUGGCCUGGGUGAAUAACAAUGGUGUCGUCGAUCGCAAUGUAAUCGAAUCGUCCGAAAUUUUAUCCAAACGAAAUUCAACUGUAUCUACUGCAUUGGAAGGAUGUAACUGCAAAGAGAACUCUACGGAAACUUCUCCGGGAAGAGAUAAAAGUAUGUCUAAGAUUCCAGCACCAAUUCGCUCAAAUACAGGAUUGUAUUGACGUCGGUGCCACAAUUCAAUAAACUCUUCUACUGCAAAGCAUUAAUGGAUUUCAGAAGACAUUACCGAGUAUUUAUCAUUAAAUCAACCUCAUGUAGUGCAGAUUUCUAAUUUGGAUAUUCAUUUUGGUUUGGAAAGAAAUAGAAGGGAAUGUAAAAUACAUUUGAGCCAACCUUAACAUUGAGUUGAUUGCUUGGUAGCAAGAAAGUCGAGAUCACGAUUUCAAUUUCAAACCGAAAUAUUUUUAAUCGUCAAACUUUGAGGAUUUCAGUUGUAAUCAGCAUUCCCACUAACAAGAAUAUGAAAAUCAACAAUAUCAUAAAAUUGGUGCUUUUUAAUUGUUUACAUAGGAAAGUUUACUCUGUUACAAAAUAUUUUACUGAAAAAAAGCAACGCGUGCACUAAACAGUAACCACUCCGAUUUAGAAAGAAAUUUUCUUAUACGAAGAACUUUUAGCCAAGUAUCAAUAAAUAAUUUUUACAGCAUACCAACAA